AACUUAGAAUUGCAGUUCCGCAUUCUGGCUGAAAAAUCGUCUAGCUUUAAUGACUAGCGAGUUAGCUGCUUCGCUUGGCGUUUGUGCGUGCUUUAGGGUCCAGUAAUAGCAGCGUGUCUGUGUGAUGCUUGCUAGCGUGGUGUCGUGUUAGCUCAGCGCAAGAUCGAAAAAUAAUAUUACAUUAUAAUGACAGACCGGACCCCGCUUUUGCAUUACCGACUCUCCUGCAGUAUAACUGACGCGGACCGCCUGCACCAUGCACCGGGAACCGGCGAGCGAGAUGGGAGCCAGCUCCGUGGCUCAAGCAGCCGGACACAGACUCCCCAGCCCCAGAAGCUCUCCACCUUUUUCGGGGUCGUUAUCCCGACGUUGCUGUCAAUGUUUAGCGUGGUGGUGUUCCUCAGAAUCGGGUUCGUGGUGGGACAGUCCGGUCUGUACCAGACCAUUGCCAUGUUCAUCGUGGCCUACAUCAUCAUCGGCAUGACCGUGCUGUCAGUGUGUGCCAUCUCCACCAAUGGGGCGCUCGACGCGGGUGGCGCCUACUACAUGAUCAGCCGCGCGCUGGGGCCGGAGUUCGGAGGCAGCAUUGGGAUCAUGUUCUUCCUGGCCAAUGUCUGUGGGAGCGCCCUCUUCGUGCUGGGGCUGGUGGAGUCAAUCAUGGACACCUUCGGGGUCCCGCAAGGUCCCGAGGCAGGGCUGGGCAGCAGCGUGCAGGUCCUGCCACGCACGUACUGGUGGGAGCUGCUCUACGGCACAAGCAUCCUGCUGUUGUGUCUGGUGGUGUGCCUGGUGGGCGCCCACAUCUACGCCAAGGCCACCUUUAUCAUCUUCCUUAUCGUCCUCCUGGCGCUGAUCACCAUCUUCAUCAGCUUCUUCGUGGUCAAGCCCCACGAGGUCACCGUGCCCCUGCUCAACGGCACGGGCACCACCACCGCCAACUUCACAGGCUUCAAGCUGGCCACCCUGCAGGAGAACCUUAUGGGCGACUACACCGUGGACUACACCACGGGCAACUUGAUGACUUUUGCCACGGUGUUCGCUGUGAUGUUUAACGGCUGCACUGGGAUCAUGGCGGGCUCUAAUAUGUCAGGGGAUCUGAAGACCCCCAGUUACUCCAUCCCCAGGGGCACCAUCACUGCCGUCAUGUUCACCUACAUCAUCUACAACCUGCUGUCCGUCAUGGUGGCCUGCUCUUGCGACAGGCUCCUGCUACAGCGAGACUACAGCUUCCUGCGGGACAUCAAUGUCUGGCACCCCUUCGUCACCAUCGGGGUCUACUCCUCCACCCUCUCCGCAGCCAUGAGCAACCUGAUCGGGGCGUCCCGCAUCCUGUACGCGAUGGCCAGGGACGACCUGUUCGGAAAGGUGCUGGCUCCAGCCAAGAUGAUGUCUCGCAGUGGCAAUCCGUGGGCCUCUGUGCUCAUCUCCUGGUUUCUAGUUCAGCUGGUGCUGUUCUCAGGGAAGCUCAACACCAUCGCGGGGAUCGUCGCCAUCUUCUUCAUGCUGGUGUACGCAGCCGUGGACCUGGCCUGCCUGGCGCUGGAGUGGGCCUCCGCACCCAACUUCAGGCCCACGUUCCGCUACUUCACCUGGCACACCUGUGUGCUGGGGAUCGUGGGCUGUGGCAUCAUGAUGUUCCUCAUUAACCCUAUCUACGCCUCGGCCAGCAUCGCCUUCAUGCUGUUCCUGCUCGUCAUCAUCCACUACCUGUCUCCCACCAGCAGCUGGGGCUACAUCAGCCAGGCCCUCAUCUUCCACCAGGUGAGGAAGUACCUGCUGAUGCUGGACGUGAGGAAGGACCAUGUUAAGUUCUGGCGGCCGCAAGUGCUCCUGAUGGUGGCCAACCCCCGGAGCAGCGUGGAGCUCAUCGGCUUCGUGAAUGACAUUAAGAAGAGCGGUCUGUACGUGUUGGGCCAUGUGGAACUCGGGGACCUGGACACGCUGCCGUCAGACCCGCUGCAGUCCCGCUAUGACUCCUGGCUCACCCUCGUCGACAAGCUGAACAUCAAGGCCUUCGUCAACCUCACCCUGGCUGACACCAUCCGGCACGGUGCGCAGCACCUGCUCUUCAUCUCGGGCCUGGGCGGAAUGAGACCCAACACCAUGGUCCUCGGAUUCUAUGAUGACUGCGAGCCCCAGGAUGGGCUGGGUGAGUUUGCGGGCAGCACGAUGGAUACCAGCCUUCCGGUCGAGGAGCCGCAGCUGAACUUUCCACCACUGCGGCGGCUGGCCAGCAGCAAGGCGCUGUCGAUGGAGGAUUACGUGGCUGUGGUGUCGGACUCGGUGAAGAUGCUGAAGAACGUGGCCCUGGCUCGCUACUUCUCCAACUUCGACAGGAAGGAGGUGCUAGGCCGCAAAGCCGUGUACGUGGACGUGUGGCCGCUGAACCUGAUGCGGCCGGACAGCAGCAACUACGUGGACACAUGCAGCCUGUUCCUGCUGCAGCUGGCCUGUGUGCUCACCAUGGUGCGGUCCUGGCGGCAGGCCCGGCUGCGCCUCUUCCUGUGUGUGGUGUCCGGUCGCAGCGUGCGAGGCCCUGAGGAGAAGCUCCGGCAGCUGCUCCGCGAGCUACGCAUCAAAGCAGACAUCCACACUGUGGCCUGGGACUCCGUGGUAGCCCUGCACUGGCACAAACAGGUGGGGAUGAAGCCAGAGGACCAGCUAGAGCUGGAGGAGGACUUUGUGAACAGCUUCCCCAGCAACGCCACCCGCAUCUCCGACGAUUACCUGCAGGCCGUCAACAGGAUGAUCCUGCAGCAGGCCUCGGAGCCGGCCGUGCGCUUCCUGUACCUGCCCCGACCCCCCGCGGACACCAGCCUCUACCGCACCUACCUGCGCCACCUGGACAUCAUGACCAGAGACCUGGGACCCACUCUGCUCAUCCACGGAGUGACUCCCGUCACCAGCACUCACCUCUGAGCCUGCCCUGACCCCCCGCGGACACCAGCCUCUACCGCACCUACCUGCGCCACCUGGACAUCAUGACCAGAGACCUGGGACCCACUCUGCUCAUCCACGGAGUGACUCCCGUCACCAGCACUCACCUCUGAGCCUGCCCUGACCCCCCACGGACACCAGCCUCUACCGCACCUACCUGCGCCACCUGGACAUCAUGACCAGAGACCUGGGACCCACUCUGCUCAUCCACGGAGUGACUCCCGUCACCAGCACUCACCUCUGAGCCUGCCCUGACCCCCCGCGGACACCAGCCUCUACCGCACCUACCUGCGCCACCUGGACAUCAUGACCAGAGACCUGGGACCCACUCUGCUCAUCCACGGAGUGACUCCCAUCACCAGCACUCACCUCUGAGCUGGGGCAGACCAUGCAGAGAGGAGUGUGUGUUAUCUAAGCAUUUUUAUAGUGACACUUUCAUCGAGUGGCAUUAAUCACACUGACGUGUUUAGUUAAUCGAAACCACAGGUGACUCGCAACCAGGUUUUAUUAACUUGAAAGUCUGUUCUGAUAAAGGUGAUAAAUUAGUGAGGCUGAUAUCCCACUUUUAAAGUAAAUUGUCACUUUCUUUGUAUCCUGUGCCAGGGUGAGCUAGGCUUGUAUAAUUACUACCACCACAUCCCUGUUUAGUUAUAUACAUGUACACAUACACAAAAGAUGAAAAGGUUAAAGUAAAACUAUAACAGCCUGCCAAGUUCCUGUUUAUUACAUUGCUUUCGGUUUAAUUCGUUCCAAUUGAUUUAUUUCUCCAGGAUCAAGAAAACCUUUCAGAACGCGGGUCUCAAUGGCAAGGGAGCAGCUGUCACGUUUAGUUACUCCGGUUCUGACAUCCAGACAACCCAGAUCAAUAGACUGCAGUACAUAAUGUUUAAACCGCUAUCCAGCACACAGUGCAGUCCCAGCGUUACAAUCGCAGCCGAUGCUUUGUGUUUGGCAUGAUCAAGUGGCAGUCAAAACCACUGUUAAACGAACAUGCUGACUUGCUGCAGCUCCAGCAGGAUCGUGCUCGGAAUUCAAACUUUUGUCCGAAGCGGACCCUCUGUUCUGAUUAAAUAUAAUAUUGCCUGUCUUCUGCAGGAGGUUUUGUACAACUUGUAUGAAUCUAUAUAAAUGUGUCUGAAGCCUGGCACACUGUUUCCAUCACCUCUCUCAGAGGAAAUAGAUAAAUAUAUCAAAGCUUAGCAGGGAAUCAGAAAGUGAAGCUGGGAAAGCAAUUCAGCCCAAAGAAAAUGUGCGACAUAAAUUUCCCGGAAUGGUUCCCUCUAGUAAAGCGAUAAUCUUGCAAUCCACUCUUUUACAGCUCUUUAAAUGACUCUGUUUAGCAUCAGAAAAUGAAGUAUUAGUCAUGGAGUAUAAUAGCCUGGUGAAAUAAUUACAGUUUGGGCACCUACAUAAACUAGGGUUUUAUAUAUUAUGUAUUUGAUUUAAUACUCUAAUUAUACAUGUUAAUUUUACAUGAAACCUCACGAUCGGAUCUCUGCACUUUCUGGGCAGUAAAACAGAAAAACUGAAAGGGUGCUGGGGUAGCUGACUCCUCUGCUUCUCCCAGCCCAGAUAACAGAGUGGGGAGCGGCAGUCGUGCUGCAAUAGGUGCUGAUGUAGUUUACACCCUUUGGGCUAUACUGUCUGUGCCCGAGACAAGCGAGUUUGGCAGACUUUUCAGGUGUUGUUGAACACUGUGGCCGCUGCCUCCUAGUUCCUAAAGGAAAUGUGAAAGGAACUCUAGUGAAAGCGUGGCAGCGUGGGUACAGCAGAGGGGAGGAAGACUGCAGUGAGCACAAGGUUACAGGACAGCUAACCUGAAGAGCCCCAUCAGGAUCGAAUUACCAUUCCGGUGCGGUCACUGCGCUUCACUGUGUGUACCCAUUUCAGUACAUUCUCGUUUCAGAUAAAGUUAGCAGGAGUUUAGCAGGGGGUGGAUCUUCUGCACACCCAGAGAGGAAAUGAACGUGGUGUUUCAUUGCAGGCUGUUCUACACCCUCCCUGGAAAUCUGGAAACACUGCAGGUUCCUUCCUAGGAGGAUCACAGCGCACUUUCUCAGCGAAACCUUUGCCGGCGCACUGACCGAAGUCCAGGUUUUCAUUUUUCACCCAGAUCUGCCAGCGGAUUGUCUUGAACCUGCCUUCUUGAAUUGGCAGAGCGGCUUUUUUUAUGGGCUGUUGUGUCGUGCAGCUAAUCUUCAGUGCUGCUGCUCCUAGCUGCAGAGACCAGCAGGGACCCUCCUGUUGCUUUGUUUACACCAGCUGUGGUUCCCACUGAACUUGAUUGAUCGACCUGAGAGAGACACUCACAGUACAGGUGCUCUACUUCCAGCGUUCUUAACCGUUACUACAAGAAAAGCUUUGUCUGUUUCUCCUUUUUAAUUGUUUAGUUUUACCGGUAUGUGCUUUUGAACAGCUGUCUGGAAAAUCAGUUUGUGUUUCCAAGAUAAAGGAUUUUGUGACACUGAGUAUGUUGUGUGGACACGGAGUAUAUUGUGUGGACACUGAGUGUUGUGUGGACACUGUGGGUAUACUAUGGUUGUUUGCCUGUUACUGUAAAGCUGUAAAUAUUUGCGACCAAAAUAUUUGCAGAAUCAGACCAAUAAAACCUAUUUUGCUGCAGAAAUGUUGGCAACUUGUUGCAAUAUAUCAAUACACUUGCAAAACCAAGUUUGAUAUUCGUGCCAAAAAUGUUUGCGUUUUUCACACGCAAAAAACACAAUAAAAUGAUGGCAAAUAUUUAUGGCAUUACAGUACCUGAAACAUUGAUCCCAUUCUGUUUACAUUUAUUGUAGUUAUGAUUAUGAUGUUGGGUGACUGUAAAACCAGUUGUCUGUUUUGCAGUAUGCAUGUGAGAUGCUGCUGCUUUCUGCUGUGUUUUAAUGCACUGAGACACUGGGUGCAGUACCAUCAAUCAAUGCAUUAACAUCCCUGUGGGUGUUGGGUACACUACAGAGAACUGUGUGGCACGGCUACCCACAGCCUGCCGUCUCCACUCCCUCACCAGGGUCAAGUGCUCUGUGGAAGGUCAGUGUUUGUUUCUUCCACAGAGUGACCAGCUGACUGUAACCACCCUGUGUACUGAUGUGGAAUUGAAAAUACAACAGCAAUGCUGCUUCUUUGUGAAUUAUAACAUGCAUAUGGUUUUGAAAGUGGCUAAUAUAUAACGUGUAUGAACUCAGCAAAUGUUUUCGUAAGCCUUAAUAAUGAUGAUGGUAUACUUUUUUUUUUAUUGAAACUAAAACAAUAAACAGUAAAUAUAAAUA
Molecule: messenger RNA, 6203 nt
Organism: Polyodon spathula (Mississippi paddlefish)
Lineage: Eukaryota; Metazoa; Chordata; Actinopteri; Acipenseriformes; Polyodontidae
Product: solute carrier family 12 member 9-like
Exons: 13
Coding region: 187-2919 (910 amino acids)
Biological process (GO): potassium ion import across plasma membrane; chloride ion homeostasis; potassium ion homeostasis
Cellular component (GO): membrane
Molecular function (GO): potassium:chloride symporter activity
Source: RefSeq, a predicted model, not a curated record